Messenger RNA from Onychostruthus taczanowskii (white-rumped snowfinch), 1203 nucleotides. Its product is annotated as thyrotropin-releasing hormone receptor-like. Gene Ontology annotation, biological process: phospholipase C-activating G protein-coupled receptor signaling pathway. Gene Ontology annotation, cellular component: membrane. Gene Ontology annotation, molecular function: thyrotropin-releasing hormone receptor activity. The transcript has 2 exons. Lineage: Eukaryota; Metazoa; Chordata; Aves; Passeriformes; Passeridae. The record is from RefSeq and is a predicted model, not a curated record. Bases 61 to 1203 code for a protein of 380 amino acids.
AGCCCCGGUCCCCGCUGCCGCCGCACGGUGCGCGGGGCUCCGCCGCUGGCUGCGGGCACGAUGGAGAACGGCUCUGCCGGCGGCAACCAGAGCCUGGGCAGGAUGCCCCGGCAGCCCCUGGAGCUGCAGGUGGUCACCAUCCUGCUGGUGCUGCUCAUCUGCGGCGUGGGCAUCGCGGGCAACGCCAUGGUGGUGCUGGUGGUGCUGCGCACCAAGCACAUGGUGACCCCCACCAACUGCUACCUGGUGAGCCUAGCCGUGGCAGACCUCAUCGUGCUGCUGGCGGCCGGGCUGCCCAACAUCUCCGAAGUGGUGGCUUCUUGGGUGUACGGCUACGCCGGCUGCCUCUGCAUCACCUACUUGCAGUACCUGGGCAUCAACAUCUCCGCCUGGUCCAUCGCCGCCUUCACGGUGGAGCGGUACAUCGCCAUCUGCCACGCCAUCAAGGCACAGCUCCUGUGCACCGUGUCCCGCGCCAGGCGCAUCAUCACCUCGCUGUGGCUCUUCGCCUCCCUCUAUUGCCUCAUGUGGUUCUUCCUGGUGGACACCACCCAGGUCACCUUCUCGGAUGGGGUGCAGGUCAUCUGUGGCUACCGGGUCUCCAGAAGCCUUUACAUGCCCAUUUACUUCUUGGAUUUUGCUGUCUUCUAUGUCAUCCCGCUGGGGCUGGCGACUGUCCUCUACGGCCUCAUUGCCCGCAUCCUCUUCGUGAGCCCCGUGCCCGGCACCCCGCAGCAUUCCUUUCUGGGCUCCCUGCCCCGGGGCAGCUCCCUCAGGCUCUCCUGCCGGGGCAGCAGGGGCGCCCUGAGCUCCCGCAAGCAGGUGACCAAGAUGCUGGCAGUGGUGGUGGCCCUGUUCGCCGUGCUGUGGCUGCCUUACCGCACGCUGGUGGUGGUGAACUCCUUCGUGGACCCUCCGUACCUGAACACCUGGUUCCUCCUCUUCUGCCGCCUGUGCAUCUACCUGAACAGCGCCAUCAACCCCAUCAUCUACAACCUCAUGUCACAGAAGUUCAGGGCUGCCUUUAGGAAGUUGUACAAGUGCCAGGAGAAGAGCGCUGGGCACCCUGCCCCAGCCACCACCGCGGUGUACUACAGCGCUGUCAAGGACUGCUCCCACGACAGCUCUGACCACAACCUCACCGAGCACGAGGAUCUCAGCAGGCUCCCUGCACCUGCAAAGGAGAAUAAACAAAUCCUGUGA